AUGGCAGUGUCCACAUGGCCAGACAUCUCUCAUCUCUCCGUCUCCAGGCCGGAGCUGAUCAAUGUUCUGAGGCAGAUGGGCCAACAGGUCACGUGGCCUCAGAAGAUGAAAGCACCCGACUCUUUCCGGAACCCUGGUUUCUGGUGCGACUUCCACCAAGACCACAGUCACAAAACGGAGGACUGCGUCGCACUAAAGAUCGAGGACCGAGUGAUUCAUGUUAUAUCGGGCGGUUCGGAGAUCAGCGGCAUAAGCCAUGCUGCCGCGAAGAAAAGCACCUGGAACGCUAAGCACGGCCUAGAGGCAGUUAAGCCAAAACGCCAGCUCCUAGGCACAGACGAAAUAAACUUAACGGCCAAGGAGCAGGAGAAAGUUCUCACCCCACAUCACGACGCCCUGGUCAUAUCGCUCAGUGUAGCGAACUGCCUGGUUAAAAGGAUAUUGGUAGAUAAUGGGAGCUCCGGCAACAUCAUCUUCCAGGCUGCAUACAAGGACCUGGGGCUGGAGGGAAGCGCUCUAACUCAGAGGAUAACCCAACUUAUAGGGUUCAGCGGGAAAGUCAAACAAACCGCCGGAGAGGUGACCCUCCCGGUAUACGCCGAAGGAAUCAACAUGUCAACCAAGUUCCUCGUUGUUGACUGCGACUCGUCCUACAAUAUGAUCCUAGAACGGCCAUGGAUUCAUGGCAUGGGAGCCGUCCCCUCGACUCUUCACCAGAUGGUGAAAUUCCCCACACCCUGGGGCAUAAAGGCGAUCAGAGGAGAUCAGGAGUAUUCCCGCUCCUGCUACCAGACUACUCUGAAGGGAAAGACCAAGGUCUUAUAG
Messenger RNA from Brassica napus (rape), 825 nucleotides. RefSeq lists its product as uncharacterized. Bases 1 to 825 code for a protein of 274 amino acids. Lineage: Eukaryota; Viridiplantae; Streptophyta; Magnoliopsida; Brassicales; Brassicaceae. The record is from RefSeq and is a predicted model, not a curated record. The transcript has 2 exons.